AUGGCUAAAGACCGGCUAGAAACGGACGUAGCUCGAAUGAUAAACGUAGAACGUCGCCAUAAUGAUAAUACCAAUAUUAACGAUGGUAACACUGCAGAUUGUGAAAGCUUAAUGGAUCAAGAAAAAGAUGAGAAUUUAAUUUGGACCGACUUCGAUAGAAUCUGCAAAUCUCGAAAAGAAAUUGAUCCAAAAGCAGCGGCAAUACUAGAAGUACGUUCUUAUCUAGCAGAAGACUUAAUAAGCAGGAAAGAAAAUCCGUUGGAAUGGUGGAAAGCCAGGGCGGCAAUAUAUCAUCAUCUAGCCAAAUUGGCUCAACAGUAUUUAUGCAUAGUAGCGACUUCGGUACCCUCGGAACGGAUAUUUUCAAAAGCUGGACAGUUGAUAUCAGAACGAAGGAGUCGAUUGAAGGGAGAAAAUGAUAAAAUUAUCCUUUUUUUGCAUUACAACUAA
Psylliodes chrysocephalus is the source of this 450-nucleotide messenger RNA. NCBI's taxonomy places the organism in Eukaryota, Metazoa, Arthropoda, Insecta, Coleoptera, Chrysomelidae. The record is from the annotation of a GenBank genome assembly.